Molecule: messenger RNA, 396 nt
Organism: Baudoinia panamericana UAMH 10762
Lineage: Eukaryota; Fungi; Ascomycota; Dothideomycetes; Mycosphaerellales; Teratosphaeriaceae
Exons: 1
Coding region: 119-295 (58 amino acids)
Source: RefSeq, a predicted model, not a curated record
CACCGUUUCCACAUCAUCCCAUCCUGCUGCGCAAUGACCAUCAACUCGCACAGAAUGUCCCUGUCUCGCCGCCAAGUCAAUGCGCUGACAUCGGUCAAGCAAAUGCACAUACAAUGCGAUGACUGGUGCAGUUAGUGUCAACCGUUCGGAGUCACGCAGGAGAACCGGGAUCGGCGUUGACGUCUGCGUCGAUCUUGUUGCUGGCGCUGCUGAAAGCGUACCGCCAACCUAUCGCUUCACUGAUGAACAGCCUAAACACUUCCCUUCCCAGACGGUACCUCUUUGUGCACUUUAGCAAAAGUCGCAGCAGAUCACUUUAAACAAGCUGCAUCUACAACUACCAACUAAAGCUAUGGUGGCUACAGCCGGCAGCCUCUCAGGUCUCAUUUGUGGCUC